AUGUUACGUAACAGUCGCUCCAAAUAUUUCGACUCUAUUUGUUCCAGCCGUGGACUUAAUCCCAAACGCUUCUGGUCCCUGUUCAAGUUCAAUAAUAAGACACGGAACAUUCCUCAAAAGCUCUCGGUGAAAGUAACUGAAACCAAAAGAACAUCCGCAGGAAAUCCAGCAGAUAUUGCUGCGCUGUUCAACAACUACUUCACAUCUAUAUUUACCACCGAUCCAAAUAUCGAAAACUACAGCUCUGACGCUCUUCCAUAUCAGUCUAACAAUACUAUCAUCGAGGACAUUACCCUUUCGGAAGCCGAUGUUUUCUCCGUAUUGCAUAACCUCGACAUUAACAAAGCCCAAGGUCCAGAUGGGAUUCCUGCACGAUUAUUAAAAGAAACAGCUCGCCAAAUUGCUCCAUCACUAACCGCCUUGUUUAAUAAAUCUCUGAACACUGGUGUGUUACCACGCGACUGGAAACUAGCAAAUGUUGUUCCCGUCCACAAAAAAGACAACAAAGAGCACGUAGAAAACUAUCGACCAAUUUCGCUUCUUUCGCUUAUCUCGAAAGCAUUGGAAAGAUGCGUGUUCAAUAAGAUCAAAGACCACGUUUUCGAACAGAUUAACAAUGGUCAACAUGGCUUUGUUCCUCGGAAGUCCUGUGUUACACAGCUCAUUGAAGUCUUUGAGUAUAUUGGUCGUGAGCUGGAUCUUGGGAAACAAGUUGAUGUGAUCUACUUGGAUAUGUCCAAGGCGUUUGAUCGAGUAAGUCACAUGCAACUGUUGAAACGACUUCGUGAUUUUGGAUUCGGUGGCAAUAUUCUUAACUGGUUUAGAUCUUACCUCAAGGACCGUCGGCAGCAGACUACAGUACUUGGUGCAACAUCAUCAGCACUACCAGUAACCUCCGGAGUUCCACAAGGCUCAAUCCUUGGACCGCUACUGUUCCUAUUAUAUCAGAAUAAUCUCCCCAACUCCAUCAACCACUCGAAGAUCGCGACGUUUGCUGACGACACAAAGAUUUACAAGGUGAUAAACGCGAAGGCUGAUGCAUCCGCUAUGGAGAAUGAUCUUGCGAAUUUCCAAACCUCCUCUGCCAAUGCUAAUCUUCUCCUCAACACAGAUAAAUGUAAGACACUUCGAAUUACUAGAAAACGCAACAAAAUCGACCAUACUUACAAGUUGCAAGAUUCCGCUCUGAAAACCACAGAUUGCGAACGUGACCUUGGCGUCUGGACCUCCUCCACUCUCAUAUGGUCGAAACAAGUCCUCCACCAGUGCGCCCAAGCCAACAAAUCCCUCGGGUAUAUUCGACGGUCCACGAUCAAAAUCAAGACCAUCUCUGUUCGUCGGACUCUAUAUCUUACCCUCGUUCGUUCCCACCUCGCAUACGCGUCCCAAGUUUGGGCUCCACAAACUGUUGACCUCAUUAAGCGUACAGAACGCGUUCAACGACGUGCGUCGAAGUACAUAUUGAACCUACCGUUCUUCUGUGACAUCAACUAUAACCAUCGUCUCUCAACAUUAAAUCUACUACCUCUGUGUUACUGGCACGAGUACCUAGACAUAUUGUUCCUUUUCAAAUCACACCAUGACAUUAUUAACCUAAGCAGCGACAUACUACCUCACCCUCAAAAUUCAAGUCAACGUACCCGAUCUACAAACCCUAACUGCCUACAAUUUCAGACUUCAGCAUGCAAAACAUCUACCUAUCAAAAAUCAUAUCUAAUAAGGACUACUAGAGUCUGGAACACACUGCCAAUGGAUUUAACUAUUAAUAGCAUGGCAACUUUAAAGGACUUUAAAAAUAAGUUAUUAAUCUAUUAUAAAACAGCACUAGAUAAAUGUUAUGACGUUGACGAUCCACGAACAUGGAAAUCGGUUUGCUUAAAAUGCAACCAAGCUCGCGACCUGACAAGGCCGAUAACGUGUUGUUUUUAGAUUUAGUUUUCAGAAGUACCUUUUCACAUUGGUAUCUAUGGGGCCUAUUCAGGUUUUGCUGAAGGUUUAGGAUUGUGAGGGUUUCAAACGUCUUCUGACUCAGUCAGCUUCCAAAAAUGGAAGUGGUUCUGCGGGUCGCAAUGUGAAAAGUUGCAUCUGAUAGUUCGUUAGUAAUUGAUUCUUUCUAUGUACGUAUAUAGUGUAUUUGUCUAACAUUUAGGGAUCGCAGUAAUUGGCGCAAGCUGUUGCGAUUGCCCUGCCAGUUUUUUGUGUUAACGUUGUUUAAAUCUGGCAAAGUUAAUAAAUUGAAUAAACCUUUAUAUUGACGUUAAAAUCUCAGUAAAAUACUGUUUUUCGCUUCUGGGUAAACACCAUCGCUACGUUGUCAUUUUUUCCAAACAAAAACGGGAGAAAAACCGGUCGCUUUUAUAAUAUACUCGUUUACCGCUUUCGUUCUGGGCACAAAGUCUUAAAAUACACACAAAAAUCGUCAUAAAUCGCAAAAAGCAACAAGAAACAAGCCGUUAAAGUCGACACAAAAGCAUCUGAAUUUGGCUUGUCAAGCAGUUUUCGCUUGUUUUCCCGCGUUUUGUUCCCGUAUCCUAGGAUACGAGGCCUCGUCACGAUUUAUGAAUAAGGUCUAUGUUUGAGAUUAGUUAUGGGGUCUGAAGUGAAUAAAGUUGGAAGAAUUCUUAAUCUGAAAUAAAUUUUUAUUUUCGCUCAAUUCUCAAUGUUUCCCUUACUUCAUUUCGGGAAACAUUGGAACUGGUACAGGAAAGUAAAACUAGUACAUGUACAAGAACAAAAACUAACCUCAGGAGCAGACCUUAAGCGUAUAUGCAUAUUAAUAGUUUAGACGUUAACCGGUAUUGUUCAGGCAAAUGUUUCGAGUUAUUAUCAGCAUGAAUCCUAUAUUACUCACUUUCUUAGUCAGUAAAAUUACUACCUCAAUAUAUGGGUAAAGUACAAUAAAUUGGAUGAUCUUUUUUCCAAGCUGGUGUUAUGCAAUCCAACUAUAAUUCAAUAUUUUCUUACGUGUAUAUAUGCAAUUUAUGCAACGCAAUAAAUUGUGGUUAAUGAAGUAAUAUGUCAAAGAAGACUCUAUUUGCCUUAUGGAAAUGCCAAUCUGUCAUCAAAACUACUGCACUUGGAAAACAAGGCAUUACUUUCUAAUCAUGCUGCCAAAAGAGAUUGAACCUUGGCAACAGCACGUGAACACGUCAUGCACUUGGGUUUCAUCAAUCAACUCUUCUUAAAUAUAUCCGUCGCAACAAUACAAUGGCCCCAUUCUUAGUGAAAGACAUUUAGUUACAGGCUAUAUGCUUCACGCCUCAUUCGCAAUAUUCUAACCAGAGCGUAAGCUACCAAAACCUGGUAUACAAAAAAAAAAAAAAGACAAAGUAAAGAGAACCGUUUUGCUGUUCGAUUCCACCAAUCUUCGAACAAAUGGCAAAAGUAAUGCGCAAGAUCAGAAGAACAAGGACGGUACAGACUCACAGUUAUCCUGAGAUGCACAAGAUCCCAUGCCGGCCAUGCAUGCGGUGUUCCAGAACCAGAAUAUUGUCGCAGCUUGUAAUCCACGUUCUGGGACCUCAAACGGAGUGAGUUCGUUCCAUAUUGUUUAUUUACUUCCCUAAUAUAACGUUCUUGAAUUUACUGCUGUUAGGCUACAUUAGUACUAUGUAACGCAUUGUAACCAUAUGUUACUCGAUCUGGUCCUGUGUCAUGCAUGAGUCGCAUUUUGUAUUGUACAGUAUUCGUAGGCUAUGCAUUCGCGCUUACGCCAGGUUACGUGCUAUCUUAUAUUAUCUCUAGUUGCAUGCUCUUGCUACGUCAAAUAAUACCAUACAAACAACACGUAAUUUAACUGCAUAUGUUGAUCAAUAGAUGUGGUUGGAUACAUUAUACAACUCUCCAUUCAUUCGCCUUGCUUGUCUUCGAACUCGUGUCGCACCACUAUCGCUCAGGCGGGAACUAUUUUGGCGCAUUGACUCGAACAAAACAGUUUCACUCAGUAGCAUGACGGGUUUUCCUUGUAUGUCAUAACAGCUGUAUUACAGCCUUCUUGUACUGCUACUUUCUACUCGUACUAAUUGUAUACACUCUCUGGUAUAUAAAAUAGCCUCGGUCCCAUGAGGCUAUUUCCUGUGCAUAAGUCUUAACACAUUUCUAGCUGCUAUUGAUAGCCUACUUUGUAUCAAUUUAUGCCAGUCGUACGAACAUUGUAUUAUCCUUGUUAUAUAAAAGGACGGUUUAUCCUAGUUAUAAGGACGGUUUAACCUAGUUAUAAGGAUGGUUUAUCCUAGUUGUAAGGACGUACGGUUUGUCCUAGUUAAAUGAGAUGUUCAUGACAUACUUAAAUUGACCUCGAAGAAAUUGUGAUGAUGACGUCAACGUCACAUACCGUAUAUAGACAACAAUGCUUUGCGAGGACAGAACGUAGACCGCAUGGCGAACAGAGCAUGGCGAGCUUGAUAUUAUUGUAUUUGAAAAACAACUUAUAGUUAAUAAAGCUUGGAUAUUACAUUUGGCGACAAGGAUUUUAAAUAUUGUUUACUAUGGCUGCAAGAGUAGACCUUCCAUCGAUGCCACAGUUUGAUCCUCAUGUAGAUUACAGCAGUUUAGCGACACGAUGGGAACAGUGGCUUAAACGCUUUCACCUUUAUCUUCGAGCGGGAAAAAUCACCGAUAAAACACAACAACGAGCCCUUCUUCUAUACAUGGCUGGGCCCCAAGUACAAACAAUAUUUGAAACGCUAGCUAAUACUGGAGAUGACGAUGACUUCAAAACAGCGGUUGAAAAACUGACAGAAUAUUUCAUGACGAAGAAAAACCUCGAGUAUGAGAUUUAUAUAUUUCGCCAAGCCCGACAAACGACUGACGAAACAUUGGAUCAGUACCACACGCGCCUUCGAAAGCUUGCUACAACAUGCGAGUUCACCGAUGCUGAUCGAGAAAUUAAAACACAAAUAUACAAAGCUGCGUUUCUACGCGUCUUCGGAGAAAAGCGCUUCGUGAUUCAACGCUUACUCUGAGUGCCUUACUCGCUGAAGGUCGUUCCUUGGAAGUAAGUGAAAAACAAGCUAAAGGCAUCGACAAAUCCCUCGCAGCCAUCAAGAUCGACGAAAAACUCCCUACUGAAAUCGACGAUAGUGUGAAUGUCAUUCAACAUCAACAACGCCAACAACCGCCGUACGCUCGUCGGGAAACAGUGAAACGCAAGUGUUAUUAUUGCGGGUUAGAUUAUCCCCACAAGAACAAUAGCUGCCCAGCGUAUGGCAAAGAAUGCUCGUUUUGUCAUAAGAUGAAUCAUUUUGCAAAGGUUUGCAAAAGUAGUCAAAAUCAAGAUCGAAAUAAAUUUCCUCGACAGCCUCGCUCAUCACGCCAAUUCAACAACUCGUCAAUUAACACUGUUAAUAGACAGCACACUGACGAUGAAAGCAACUCAUCCUCGGAAGAUGAAUACAUCUACACGGUGAACACAAGCUCAGUAGUUGCGUCCAAAGACAAUUUGACUGCCAAAUUAAAGAUCAAUCGGACGAAUUUUCGAGCACUCAUCGACACCGGGGCGUCUAUCAACAUUAUAGACGAGUCGACAUUUCAACACUUAUGUAAACAAAAACCUAUUAAAAUACAUCGUUCAAAAGCACGAAUAUAUGCGUAUGCUGCACAAUCGCCGCUUCCUAUGCUGGGAGUAUUCGAAGAAAUCAUCGAAUCGAAGACAAAGAUGACAACCGCCAAAUUUCACGUCGCAAAAGGGGACAAUGGCAACUUACUUUGCUCAGAAACUGCAGCAGAACUCGGAUUAAUAACAUUGAACAUACACAAUGUAAACAAAGACAAACCGGAAGUAAAUGCAACUACAAAAGUAAACACAACUGUGAAAGUGCCAAACGAAUUCACACCUGAGGCAGAAGCCACUGAAUUCAUUCAAAGUCUGACAAAUGAGUACGAGGACUUAUUCAGAGGAAUUGGGUGCCUGAAAAACUUCGAACUUAAGCUACACAUAGACCCUAACGUCAAGCCAGUUGCGCAACCAGAAAGGCGUAUACCGUUUCACAUCCGGGAGAAAGUAACUAACGAACUGGACAAAUUAACAGAGCAAGGUAUCAUCGAGCCCUGUUCUGGCCCAACUCCCUGGGUCUCGCCCCUAGUUGUAGUACCAAAACCGAAGAACCCAGAAGAAACAAGAAUAUGUGUUGACAUGCGUAUGCCCAAUACAGCGAUAAUCCGUGAGCGCCAUCCCAUGCCUACUGCUGACGAACUUAUCCACAAGCUAAAUGGUGCAAAAGUCUUCUCAAAACUCGAUCUUCGCCACGGAUACCACCAAAUUCUCUUAGCUCCUGAGUCUCGUUACAUUACGACCUUUCGUACCCAUAAAGGACUGCACCGCUAUGUCCGACUUAACUAUGGUACAUCAGCAGCCUCAGAAGUUUUCCAGUAUGCUAUAAGCCAAGCCAUUGCUGGCAUUGACGGAGUUGUCAACAUCAGUGACGAUAUACUCAUAUUCGGUAAAACACAGCUUGAUCAUGACACAGCCCUUAAAACUGUAUUUGAACGAUUGCGACAAGUCGGCCUCACCCUCAACAAAUCGAAAUGUGCUUAUAACAAGGGUACAUUGGAGUUUUUUGGCAUGAUUUUCUCUGCAGAUGGCGUCAGCCCGGACCCAAAGAAAAUCGAAGCUAUCGUCAAUGCUCCCCGUCCAACCAAUGUGAGUGGAGUCCGCAGCAUGCUGGGUAUGACGAAUUACUGUUCAAAGUUUAUUGCAAACUAUGCAAGCAUUACAACGCCCCUUCGACAACUCACAAAGAAAAAUGCGAAGUUCCAGUGGCUACCAGUUCAUGAAAAUGCCUGGAAAACACUAACAAAAGCUCUGACUUCAGCUCCAGUUAUGGCAUACUUUGAUACUACCAAAUGCACAGAACUCAUAGUCGAUGCCAGUCCAACUGGUUUGGGUGCUAUAUUACAGCAGCAUACCCCAGGAAACAAAGACCACAAAGUGAUUGCCUAUGCAAGUCGAGCACUCAAGCCAGUCGAACAAAGAUACAGUCAAACCGAACGUGAAGCCCUCGCCAUUGUUUGGGCAAUGGAAAGAUUUCAUAUUUAUACAUAUGGAACAGAAUUUGUCCUGUAUACAGAUCACAAACCAUUAGAGUUGAUCUGCAAUAACCCUAAGUCCAAACCUCCUGCACGGAUCGAGCGAUGGUUCCUACGUCUUCACAAAUACCGUUUUCGAGUCCAAUAUAGCCCCGGGAAGGACAAUCCCUCAGAUUAUAUGUCUCGACACCCCCUGAACACAAGUGCAUCACAUCGCCAAGGCGAGUUAGCAGAAGAGUACAUCACCUUCAUUGCACAGCACUCUACUCCCAAGUCCAUCAACCUGGAAGAAAUUAAACAGCAAACGAAAGAAGAUGCAACCCUGCAGAUUGCUAUGAAAUAUAUUCAGAAUGGAAAUUGGCAUGAGGCACGCAACUUGACAGAUCCAAACAUAAACAAUCAGGAACUUAGUAUUCUGUAUAGCAUCCGAACCGAGUUGACUGCUAGUAAAGAUAAUGACCUGCUUCUGAAAUCCACCCGAAUAGUUAUACCAACAUCCCUGAGAAAACGAGCCAUCGAUCUGGCCCAUGAAGGCCAUCAAGGCUUAACCAAAACUAAGCAGUUGCUUCGAGAGAAAAUAUGGUUCCCAUCAAUUGAUUCCAUGGUGAAAAAGAUCAUCGAUGCUUGCAUCCCCUGCCAAAGCACCACUCCAGCUCACCUUCCAGUACCACUCAAAAUGUCAAAGAUGCCACCAACACCAUGGCAUACAGUGCACAUAGACUUUCUAGGUCCACUUCCGACCGGAGAGCUGAUACUUGUUGCAAUUGAUGCAUAUUCCCGGAAGUCGAAGUCGUACAUUCAACAUCAGCAGCAGCACUCAUCCCGAAGCUGGACAGAAUAUUCUCAACGCAUGGAAUUCCAUACAAAGUUGUAUCUGACAAUGGUCCUCCAUUCAACGGACAGGAAAUCAGGCGAUACAUGGAGAUCCAUGGCAUUGAGUUUGUAACAGUCACUCCUUUAUGGCCACAGGGCAACUUGGAAGCGGAGUCAUUCAUGAAACCAUUGCUUAAGUCCAUUCUAACAGCUCGAACAGAGGGCCGAAAUUGGAAAAAAGAAUUAUUCACCUUCCUCUUGAAUUAUCGAGCGACUCCCCACAGCACCACAAAAGUUGCCCCAGCCGAACUCCUGUUUAACAGAACAAUUCGCACCAAGUUACCACAACAAUACACUUCAUCAAAACCAAUCGACAAGCAUAUCAUGGCAAAAGAGAAUGAUCACAACUCCAAAAGUAAAAUGAAAAGGUAUACUGAUCAGGCGAGGCACACAAAGAAGACUCUGAUUAACGUUGGUGAUUUGGUUAUAUAUAAACAACAAAAGAAGGACAAGUUUUCAACAAAAUUCAAUCCAGCCCCUUACAAAGUGAUCAAAGUCCACGGUGCCACAAUUACAGCCCAACGACACUCUCAUCAAAUUACCAGAAACAUAUCCUAUUUCAAGCGUCUUAACCUGGGUGAAAAAGAGCGACAAUACCAUCUUGAUGAUCAACUGUCAGAUGAAGAAGAGGAUGAUAUAGUAAGAAACGAACAGGAUCAAGAAAACGAAGAGGAUGCAAGAAGGUACCCUGCAAGGGAUAGACAACGAACAAACUUUUAUCAUGAUCCGGACUCAGCAAUUCUCAGUCAUUAACUUAUGAACUGGUAAAUAGGGUCCAGGUACUAUUAAAAAAAUUUUGAGUUAUAGUUUUGCAUGUUAUGAAGUUAGAAAGUAUUAAAUGCGAAGGUAGGGAGGAGUGUGAUGAUGACGUCAACGUCACAUACCGUAUAUAGACAACAAUGCUUUGCGAGGACAGAACGUAGACCGCAUGGCGAACAGAGCAUGGCGAGCUUGAUAUUAUUGUAUUUGAAAAACAACUUAUAGUUAAUAAAGCUUGGAUAUUACAG
Molecule: messenger RNA, 8906 nt
Organism: Paramuricea clavata
Lineage: Eukaryota; Metazoa; Cnidaria; Anthozoa; Malacalcyonacea; Plexauridae
Source: the annotation of a GenBank genome assembly